GGAACCCGGGCGGCGGCCGCCCAGGCAGGAAAUCGGGGCCGGGCCCCGGCGGCGCGCGAUCCCAUCCCAGCCCCGUCCCCACCGAGCGAUUCCCGGGCCGGGCCAUGGAUGCAGCAGAGCCGGGGUGUCAGGACCGCUGAUGGAGAGGGGCGACGCGGCAGGAUCCCCACCCGGCUCCUCCAUAGCCCGGGGAGGGAGCAGUGCUGAUCUGGGCUCCCUAGAAGGGGGCUGCAGCAGAAAUGUGGCAAGGGCUAACCCCGGCUCCUGAGAGCAGGAAGAGGUACAGUGACAUCUUCCGGAGCCUGGACAACCUCGAGAUCUCACUGGGGAAUGUGACCUUUGAGAUGCUGGUUGGAGACCCUGUGCUCUCAGGAGACCCAGAGCCUGACAAGACCCCCACAGCCACUGUGACUAGCGAAACCAGCCACUGGAGUGGCCCCUCCUCAGAAGGUCCUGCACCCCUCACAGGGGAGGAACUGGACUUGCGGCUCAUUCGGACCAAGGGGGGUGUGGAUGCGGCCCUGGAGUAUGCCAAGACCUGGAGCCGCUAUGCCAAGGAGCUGCUGGCCUGGACCGAGAAGAGAGCGAGCUACGAGCUGGAGUUUGCCAAAAGCAUCAUGAAGAUCGCCGAGGCUGGCAAGGUGUCCAUCCACCAGCAGAGCCACAUGCCACUGCAAUACGUCUACACCCUGUUUCUGGAGCAUGACCUCAACCUGGGAACCAUAGCCAUGGAGACGGUGGCCCAGCAGAAGAGAGACUACUACCAGCCUCUGGCCGCCAAACGGACUGAGAUUGAGAAGUGGCGGAAAGAGUUCAAGGAGCAGUGGCUGAAAGAGCAGAAGCGGAUGAACGAGGCUGUGCAGGCGCUGCGGAGGGCCCAGCUCCAGUACGUGCAGCGCAGCGAGGACCUGCGAGUGCGCUCCCAGGCGUCCCCCGAGGACAUGACCCCCCAAGCCUCGCUGGGACCCAGCAAGCAACAGGAGCGGCGGCGGCGCUCGAGAGAGGAGGCCCAGGCCAAGGCGCAGGAGGCGGAGGCGCUGUACCAGGCCUGCGUCCGCGAGGCCAAUGCGCGGCAGCAAGACCUGGAGGCCGCCAAGCGGCGGAUCGUGUCGCACGUGCGCAAGCUGGUGCUGCAGGGGGACGAAGUGCUGAGGCGGGUGACCCUGGGGCUGUUUGGGCUGCGUGGGGCUCAGGCGGAGCGUGGCCCCCGCACUUUUGCCACCCUGGCCGAGUGCUGCAAACCCUUCGAGCCUGGCCAGCGCUACCAGGAGUUCGUGCGGACCCUUCAGCCGGAGGCCCCACCGCCCCCGCCGCCUGCCUUCUCUUUCCAGGAGUUCGUGCCCACAAUGCACAGAAAGAAGCUCUCUGGCCCCCUGCCUCCGCAGCUGGAUGAGACUGUGGCUGAGCCAGGCCCUUGGGAGGACGCAGGCACUGGCUGGCAGGGGACUCCUGGCCCCACUCCAGGGAGUGAUGUGGACAGCGUGGGAGGUGGCAGUGAGUCUCGGUCCCUGGACUCUCCUACUUCCAGCCCAGGCUCUGGCACAAGACGGCUGAUGAAGGUCUCGUCCACAGGCACCGAGUCCUCAGACGACUUUGAGGAGCGAGAUCCUGACCUUGGAGAUGGGCUGGAGAACGGGACAGGCAGCCCCUUCAGGAAGUGGACACUGUCCAGUGCGGCCCAGACCCAUCGGCUGCGACGGCUGCGCGGUCCAGCCAAGUGCCGAGAGUGUGAGGCCUUCAUGGUCAGCGGGACAGAGUGCGAGGAGUGCUUUCUGACCUGCCACAAGCGCUGCCUUGAGACUCUGCUGAUCCUCUGUGGACACAGGCGGCUCCCAGCCCGGACCCCCCUCUUUGGGGUCGACUUCUUGCAGCUGCCCAGAGACUUCCCGGAGGAGGUACCCUUUGUGAUCACCAGGUGCACAGCUGAGAUAGAACAGCGCGCCCUGGGUGUGCAGGGCAUCUAUCGGGUCAGCGGGUCUCGGGUCCGCGUGGAGCGGCUGUGCCAGGCUUUAGAGAAUGGCCGAGCAUUGGUGGACCUGUCCGGGAACUCGCCUCACGAUGUCUCGAGUGUCCUUAAGCGAUUCCUCCAGGAGCUCACUGACCCCGUGGUCCCCUUCCACCUCUACGACGCCUUCAUCUCUCUGGCUAAGACCCUGCAUGCAGAACCUGGGCUCGACCCCAGGACCCCCAGCCCCAGCCCUGAGGUUAUCCGCUCGCUGAAGACCCUCUUGGUGCAGCUGCCUGACUCUAACUACAACACCCUGCGGCACCUGGUGGCCCAUCUGUUCAGGGUGGCUGCACAGUUUGAAGAAAACAAGAUGUCUGCCAACAACCUGGGCAUUGUGUUUGGGCCGACACUGCUGCGGCCGCCAGAUGGUCCAGGAGCAGUGGGGGCCGGCCCUGUCACCUGCCUGCUGGACUCUGGGCACCAGGCCCAGCUUGUGGAGCUCCUCAUUGUGUACUACGAGCAGAUCUUCGGGAUGGAUGAACUCCCCCUGGCCACCCAGCCUGCACCCCAAGACCCCAGCCCAGCCCCUGGGCCCCUCACAACCAGCCCCCAGCCACCACCCCCACAUCUUGCCCUAGAGCCCCUGCCCCCAGCCCUUACCUCAGACCCUGACCCAGACCCUGAGCCCCACGGUACCCUGGAGAAGCAUCCUGAGGCCAUGCCCCCCAAGAUACCAACUCCGCAGAGUGACCAGAGAGAGGAAGUGGCCGAAGACACCAAAGAUGAAGGAAGGGAAGCGCCCAGCCAAGGCCCUGAGGACUCAUCCCUGGGAACACAGUCCCGUGGCCACUUCAGCCGCCAGCCAGUGAAGUAUCCCCGGGGGGGCGUGCGGCCUGUCACCCACCAACUGUCCAGCUUGGCGCUGGUGGCUUCCAAAUUGUGCGAAGAGACCCCUGACACAUCAGUGCCCCAAGGAAGCUUGCGGAGGCGGGGGCCUGGCCUUGCCGCCGCCUCCCCUGAGGGCAGCCCCCUGCGCCGCACCCCGCUGCCCAAGCAUUUUGAGAUCACCCAGGAGACAGCCCGGCUCCUCUCCAAGAUGCACAGCGAGGCUGUGCCCAAGGCCACCUGCAGCCGGGACCCCCAACCUGAGGAAGUCGAGGACCAUCUCUGACCAUCCCAGCACUCUGACCAAGGGGCCAAGGACUGAGAAGAUGGAUCCACUUCUCCCCAGGAGUUCAAUGUUGGAGGUUCUGGAGAGUUCCUAUAAGGAAAGACUACACAGCCUGGGGGAAGACUAAAACCCUUUUUGGGGCAACGUACCAGGAUUUCCCCCACUGAACACAGGUCGCUACCAAGCCUCAGGGCCACUCAGGAUCAGAGGUCACUCAGGGUCAAUACUCAGGGUCAAUACUCAGGGUCAAUACAGGUCACAGGAUCCUUGGGGUCCACCCUAGUCUCUGACCCCUGGAACAGGGGUGCCUUUUGCUACUUUGGUUGUGGACACGCCCCCAUCUCCACCUGCUUCUAGCUGACCCCAAGUGACCAGCUCAGGAGGCACAUCCUGGUGGUGCCUGGGGUCUGAUGGCCUCUGAAUAAACUGUGUGUCCUUUA
This is a messenger RNA of Equus quagga, 3559 nucleotides long. It is a transcript of the gene GMIP, whose product is annotated as GEM interacting protein. Lineage: Eukaryota; Metazoa; Chordata; Mammalia; Perissodactyla; Equidae. Gene Ontology annotation, biological process: activation of GTPase activity; signal transduction; negative regulation of GTPase activity. Gene Ontology annotation, molecular function: GTPase activator activity. The coding region runs from base 240 to 3119 and encodes 959 amino acids. Gene Ontology annotation, cellular component: plasma membrane. The transcript has 22 exons. The record is from RefSeq and is a predicted model, not a curated record.